CACAAGCAGCCAGCUCCCAGAAAAAUCCGUCCAUCCCCAACCGCCCAGAUCCUCCCCUCCCACUAUCUUGAUCAGUUGUUGUCUUUUCACAUCGGAUAUCCUUGGAGAGAUGGUGACGGUUACAUUCGAAAAGCAUCAAGUUGUGCAAGAGAUUACAGGUUUCUCCCCCAAGAGAAAAAACCAGUGUGAUCAGAUAUCACAACAUGGCGUCCUUUCAGGAAUGGUAACAUGUUUGGUCAGUGUUCGGUGAUCUACAAGGGCAUACCUGCCCUUUUAGUGGAAGCUGGACCCAGUCAAGGCCACUCCUGCAGUACAGCGUUGCCCUCGCAACUGCAAAAGCUACAUAAAACUACUCCCUCUCUUUCACAGCGAUCUCUUUUUCUCUCGACUGCAUCAAAGAAGACGAAGAAGAAGAAGAAGAAAAGGAAAGGAUUGGGUGGAGGCGGCAAGCAAUGGGGAGCUCCUGUAUGGCAGCAGUACCUCCUCUGAGAAUGGCGUCGAAGGCGCAGAUGCUACUGCUGCUACUGCUAGUGGUGUGUCGGAUGGAGUGGGGGUGGGCCUUCGAGUUCACUGUCGGAGGGGACAUGGGUUGGGCCAUUCCUCCUGCCAAUGACACCGACAUGUACAAUCAGUGGGCUUCCAAGAACAGGUUCCAAGUAGGCGACACCCUCCACUUCAAGUACAAAAAGGACUCGGUAAUGGUGGUGAGCGAUACGGAUUACGACAAGUGCAACUCCUCCCACCCACUCUUCUACUACAACAACGGGAACACCGACUUCAAGAUCAGCCAGUCGGGCCUCCUGUACUUCAUUAGUGGCGUUUCCGGCCACUGCGAGAAAGGGCAGAAGAUGAUUGUCAAGGUGCUGAGCGGGCCAGCCUCUCCAUCCCCUGGGGGGAGCCCUUCGACGCCCUCCCCACCUGGCUCCAACGCCGACGUCGCCGGCCUUCUCCCAACGUCCGCCACCGUCUGCUCCCUCGCCGCUUCCAUCCUGGUGGCGCUUGUCGCACAUUAAACUCUGCCGAGUCGUGUCGAUGUGAUGAGUUCGCCUUGCUUCUCUCCCCGUUCCUGUUUUAUCCGUUUCAGUUUCUACUUUCUGGUUUCUAAAGGAAAAAAAGAGUGGGGAAAACGUUCCUUUAUUGUGAACCUGAAGGCCGAAGUGCUUGUUGAUUAGGUUUAGUUACAUCUCAUGUUAAUUCUUGCACGUUUUGAAAGUGAAACUUUUGAUUUGUGGUUGCUUGAACGAAGACGUGGCGUCAGAUCGUGUUUUGAA
Messenger RNA from Nymphaea colorata (pocket water lily), 1271 nucleotides. RefSeq names its product stellacyanin-like. Gene Ontology annotation, molecular function: electron transfer activity. The coding region runs from base 453 to 1013 and encodes 186 amino acids. The record is from RefSeq and is a predicted model, not a curated record. Gene Ontology annotation, cellular component: plasma membrane. Lineage: Eukaryota; Viridiplantae; Streptophyta; Magnoliopsida; Nymphaeales; Nymphaeaceae. The transcript is spliced from 2 exons.